UAUUUUCGCCUAUCCGUCAGUACGUUGCAGACCGUCGGCACGGUCGAUAACUAUUAGUGUGGUUUGUACAUGUGACCGAAAAAAUCGGAGUGUCUUGUAUAAUCAUAAAGAAUUUAACACAUAUUAAAGAAAUACAAUAAAACAUAAGGUAUCUGUGAAAAAUAUAAAGACAUAUUGAUAGAACACAAAAAUUAUAUGUAAGGCGCUUAUAUAGAAGAUAUUAUAUAGAAGAUGCGAGACGAUCUACUUUUUGGAUUUCAUGUGAUCUCUUGUAUGCAAUUUGCAUUUGCAGUGUAUUAUGAUUAUAUGUAUAUUGCAAUACCUCCAAACCUUAUCAGAAUGCACAUUAAUUUUGGCGGGAAAUUCAAGUUUCUUACUUUCUGGGACGCGAUCAUUCAAGCAGUAUUUUUUUUUAUAUGUAUGUUGAAUGAUUGGUUUGGUACAAAUGCUGUUAGUCCCAAAAAACCACCAUUUAUACGUAAAUUAAAAGAUUAUAUACAUGCGAUACUUAGUUUUCCAAUUGCCAUGUUUGUUGGAGUGACAUUCUGGGCUCUAAUGUUUGUGGAUCGUGAAUUAGUGCUUCCAAAAGCUGUAGAUCCUUACUUUCCAUGGUGGUUAAAUCAUUUAAUGCACACUAUGAUUAUGAUUACCAUAUUAAUAGAAACGAUUUUAGUGCCACGUACAUAUCCAAAGAGAUCGAAUGGUCUCCUUGGUAUAAUAAUAUUCUUAUUUAUAUAUUUAGUUUGGAUAUAUAUAAUUUAUUAUAAAAGCGGUGUCUGGGUAUAUCCAGUAUUGGAAGUGCUAUCAUUGCCAUUACGACUUGUGUUUUUCAGUGCACUGAUCACGUUCAGUUUAAGCUUGUAUUUUAUCGGAGAAAAAAUGGACAACUUGUUUUGGGGUAACAAAUAUAUUAAACAUGAAAAAUCUUAUGCCAAAAAAAAAUAACCUUGCCCAUGAGUAAUAAGGUGUGCUGAUUUCGAUUAUAUAUAAUUAGCCUCUAAGGUGAUGGUGAAUAAAACAAAAAUUAAUUUCUAUCCUCCCAUCAUUUCCCAUUUAUCUUAUAUUACGGCAUAUAACACACAUAAAUUUUCUCGAAAAUUUUUAAAAAAAUAUAAUAAUAUAUUAGUGUGCAUAUGCAAAGAGAAUUGCAUUUAUUAUUUUUCAAAAGCAAAAAACGCGAAGAAAACGCGAUUGUUAAUAAUUUGAUCACCACAAAGAGGAUGACAUAACUGAAGCAUGUAUAAGUACAUAGAUGUAAUUUUUCUUCUGUAUGAUUUGUGUCAUAUAUGAUGAAAGAAAAAGGGCAAACUAAUUGUCACACAUUCUGGUGUCUGAUAUUCAUGAUGAUAUAAAUUAAAAACUGGAAAAUAAUAAAAAAUGAAAAAACACGAAUACAUAUGAAUACACAAUGCAAUUAUUACAUUUUUAUGUGUUCAACAAACUAUGUUAUUCUGAUAACAAAGAAAAAAUUAAUGGCUCUAUUUGUAUCGAGUAUAGAAAAAAAAUACGUAGCAGGAAUUAUCGGAUCGGAUUUGAAAGCAUCGAGUAAGAGGAAAAUAUUUUUGUGAAAUUGAUUAAACCAAAAAA
Molecule: messenger RNA, 1587 nt
Organism: Apis mellifera (honey bee)
Lineage: Eukaryota; Metazoa; Arthropoda; Insecta; Hymenoptera; Apidae
Product: androgen-induced gene 1 protein
Exons: 5
Coding region: 232-945 (237 amino acids)
Cellular component (GO): endomembrane system; membrane
Source: RefSeq, a predicted model, not a curated record